AUUAUUGUUUUUUUACCUACAUUCACUAAAGUUACCAAAAUUAGAGAAUCUAUUUCCUUGCAAUAGUGUAUUUUAAACUAUUGACGGUUUAAGCUACAUGUUUUUUGUUGAAAAAAUACUAGUUAAAACAUGAUAUAGCACUUUUUUAUAGGGCUAACAGGGAUGUGUCAGCUGGUAGGUUGGUGAAAUGUAGUCUCUGCAGGCAACAUAAGGCACGAUAAUUCAGUAUACCUCUUAACCUGAUGUCACUUGUAUCAACCUCAGCACUAGAAUACAAGAAUGUCUAAGAGGUGCUAAGGAGCAUGUUCUGCUUCAACAGUGAUAGCUUUGUGUUUUGUUUUUUUAACCUCUCUACCAUUUUGGGGUCCUAAGUCAAAAGAGUUAAACGCACAAUCCACUUCCCUACCCCACAAGAAAGUGAAGUUACAAACACGUUGUCUCCUUAGAUUCCUUUCUUUUUCUAUUAACAAUGCACUCUAUCUCUUUGAUUUCCUUACAUAUAUACUGGUGGGGACUCUCCGUUGUUCUUUUUGUCAGGAUUCUCUUCCACCCACUAUAUACCAAUGGAAAGGAAUGGAAUUACAACAAACAACCAAUUCAUUGAAAAAACAAGACACUAGAUUCUCUCUCUCCUUUGUUUUGCUUUUUGAUAUGAAUCCAGUCAUGGCUAGAAGCUCAAACAACAUGUCCUCUAAGAGACAUUUUCAUUGGACAAACAAGGUUGGAACUGAAGAAGGUGAUGCUCACACUUCAGAAUCAUUUUCUACACUCAUUCAGAAGGAGGACUUAGAGCGUGACAAGGUUAUUGAUCUCGAGGCUUCAUCAGAUGCUAGAGCCAGUACUACAAAUGCAACAAGGAAGAAACUGAGAGCAGUGGCGAUCUCAAGGCUUCGUUCAGCUCUCACUGUGUUUGGCAAGAACCGGUCCAACACGCCGUUCGGCCUCGGUUCUCGUGUAGUUGGGACGCUCUUUGGAUAUAGACGCGGGCAUGUACAUUUUGCAUUUCAGAAGGACCCAACUUCCCAAGAAGCCUUUUUGAUCGAGCUUGCAACGCCGAUCAGCGGUUUGGUUCGCGAAAUGGCAUCCGGGUCAGUGAGGAUUGCUCUGGAAUGUGACAAGGAGAAAGAAGUUGAGAAGAAAGGUUUGAGGUUGCUGGAAGAGGCUAUGUGGAGGACAUAUUGCAACGGCAAGAAGUGCGGUUUUGCCAACAGAAGAGAAUGCGGUCAAAAGGAGUGGGAUAUUCUGAAAGCUGUUGAGCCAAUUUCAAUGGGUGCUGGUGUUAUACCAGGAACAGAAGCAGGAGCAGAGGGUGAACUUAUGUACAUGAGGGCAAAAUUUGAGAGAGUUGUUGGAUCUAGAGAUUCUGAAGCUUUCUAUAUGAUGAAUCCUGACAGCAAUGGUGUUCCUGAGCUCAGCAUUUAUUUGCUUAGAGUCUAGCUUGUGAUGCAAGUUCUGUUUAUUGUACUUAGUUUUUCUUUUUCUCAUUUUGUUCUAUUGGAAUUGUGGGUGGGUUAUUCAUUGGUAUACACUACUUGCUUAGCUCUUAAGUCAUGAUGAACAUGGAGAUCUAGUUCUCUCCAGGUUUUCUCAGUGAUCUCAGCUGUUGAUCAAGAUUUGACAGAUGUAAACUGUCAGAUUUGUAUCUAACAGCUUGAGUAAGAAAUUCCAAUGAUAAGGAAUUUGGCUAUGUAGGUUCACUAUUUUUGUUAGAAUAGGCAAGUAGGCCAAGUCAGAAAGGGGUUAUAGUGGUGAGGUGGGUCAUGAAAGGUGUAUAUGUGUAAUUUUCUUAUUCCAAUCCUUUAAUUAAUGGCCAAGGACAGAGGUUAAUGCAGAUCAUGAUUGUGUUAACACAAUUUUUAUU
Molecule: messenger RNA, 1861 nt
Organism: Lathyrus oleraceus (garden pea)
Lineage: Eukaryota; Viridiplantae; Streptophyta; Magnoliopsida; Fabales; Fabaceae
Product: protein MIZU-KUSSEI 1
Exons: 1
Coding region: 574-1437 (287 amino acids)
Biological process (GO): hydrotropism
Source: RefSeq, a predicted model, not a curated record